Molecule: messenger RNA, 3699 nt
Organism: Petromyzon marinus (sea lamprey)
Lineage: Eukaryota; Metazoa; Chordata; Hyperoartia; Petromyzontiformes; Petromyzontidae
Product: ankyrin repeat domain-containing protein 16-like
Biological process (GO): positive regulation of transcription by RNA polymerase II
Cellular component (GO): cytoplasm; nucleus
Molecular function (GO): transcription cis-regulatory region binding; protein binding
Source: RefSeq, a predicted model, not a curated record
GUUCCGGAGCUGUAAAUGCCAAUUCGGGAGAGUUCGUGUGUAGUAGCUUCGCUGUCGCUCUGUUAAAAGGAGGCGCAGACUGCAGUAGUUUUACUAUUUGGUUCGUCGUGUGUGUUGUAUGGCCACGAUUGCACGAUGACUUGUCUUUAAUGUUACUGAUUUUUGUAUCGUUACGUCUCGGCGGGACACGAACAACUUCCACGGAGCCACCAGUUAAAUAAUUUUACUUUACAUAAUCAGCCUAGCAAAGUCGUCGGGUGAAAUAAACAAUUCUUCGCAGCAAAAAAAAGCAAACUCACCAAGCUAAAUAUAAACCAAAAAUAUAAUGUAAUGUUGAGAAAGUGCUGGUGUAGUGAUUGGCCCACCGCGCUCUGAUUCCGGAUACCAAACAAAAUCAUUUCCAGCAACGGCUAACAUCAGUGGCUUAGCUACAUCCGUGCCCCGAAUCCCACCAACGUGCACUCAUCAUCGUGGUGAAGUAUGGUCAACGUACCCCGAUAACCGAUACCGUAUUGGAUGCCUCUAUAUUGACAAAUGGGACACGUUAUGUAGAUUAAAAUAUUUUCCCCCAGUAGCAGGGAUCGGCCCAGCAGAGGUUCACAAAUCGAAAUCCAGCGGUCGCCCCGAUGAUUGGUAGGGCGGGUGUCAAUAACCAUAACGCUCCACGGUGGACGUUAAAGAUCCACUGAUGUAGUUCGCAAGGCGAGGCCGUUGUGUGCUAGGAGUCCAAAUUCGGAAAUUUCUCAAUUUAGAUUAUACACACAUCGGAAGACUAACCUGGGCAUCUAGUUUAAACAAAAUAGCCUUGAAUUCGUUGGCGCCACGGUGGCGAGAUGUUAACUACCUCGCCUGCUCUACAGGAGUAGGUGGGCUCGAUCCCGACUCCGACGCCGAUAUAUUUGCGGAGCUUCACGGGUGUGGAUUUACAACUGUAGUUGGAAACUUUGUGGAUUAUCUCUCCCAACAUACCGGUGUGUUGUAGAAGUAACGAAACCUUGUGGAUUAUCUCUCCCAACAUACCGGUGUGUAUUAGAAGUAACGAAUUGGCACGUUUUGCUUAAGUGACAAACCUGACUAAUUGGGUGUGGUGGGUUGAACGACAUAUUUACGCGCUCCAACCCAAAAAAAACCCCGAUUACUGCGUGUUUAACCUCUGAUCUGACAACGCUGGUUGCGGUGCUGGCGAUCCACGUGUUUUUCGUCAUCACCGUGUGGAUCGAGCGCAGCGGCUGGCACCAAAAGCAACAGCCAGGGCAGGGGAGCGAGCCCCGCAGCACGCGUCUCUGUGCUUUCAGGGCAGUGAACACAACACACGGAGCGAAGCCAUUCGACACAGCAGAGGAGGAGCCCAUGUCAUCGGCAGAAGAUGACGAAUAUUUUUUCAAACUGGCCCAGGAAAGCGACGACGCCGCAGCCGUGGCGCUGUCCAUUCACCUGCAGCAGCUGCAGCGGCGGCCACGAGAAUUGUCCGGCGGGGCGCAUGCGGCCACCAGCGGGUCCCCCGUGGCCACCAGCGGGUCCCCCGUGGCCACCAGCGGGUCCCCCGUGGCCACCGGAGCAACGGACGCCGCGGCCAGGCUGUCCCGGUUGGCCUCCCUGCGCAGGGGCUCUGCCCGCGACUCCCUGCUGCACUACGCGGGGCGCCUGGGGCGGCCUCGCUUUCUCGCCCUGCUCCUCGCCCCGCCGCUCGGCGCCGACCCCGAGGUCGCGAACCGCGAGCAAAAGAGGCCCCUGCACGAGGCCGCGGCGGCCGGGCACGGGCCCUGCGUGCGGCUGCUGCUGCGGCACGGGGCCAGGGUGGACAGCCUCAAGCGGGCGGACUGGACGCCGCUGAUGAUGGCCUGCACCCGUGCCGGCUCGCUGGACGUGGUUCGCGAGCUGCUGGCGCACGGGGCCAGCCUGUCGGUGCGCAACAAGGACGGCUGGAGUGCGCUGCACGUGGCGUGCCGCACGGGCGACUCGGCGGUGGUGGGCGCUCUGCUGGACGCGUCGCCCACAGCGUGGGGCACACGCAGCUCUGUGGGCCGCACUCCGCUCCACACCUCCGCCAUGCACGGCAACUUGGAAGUCACGCAGAUGUUGCUGGACAGGUGCGCGUUUGUGCCCGACGGCCGUGACAGCUGCGGAGUGACCCCGUUCGUUGACGCAGUGAGACAUGGCCACCUGGACGUGGCUCGGCUGCUCCUGGAGAAGCACCAGUCGGACGUGAGCGCCACCGAUGCCGUGGGCGCCCAGGCGCUGCACUUGGCCGCCGUCACCUGCCAGCUGGACGCUCUCCGCUUCCUCGUGGAGGAGCUGGGCGUGGACGUGAACGUGUGCGACGCUCGCGCCCGCCUCUGCGCCGUGCACUAUGCCGCCAAGGAGGGACACGUAAGCGCCAUAGAGACUCUGCGCUCCCUGGGGGCCGACCUGCACGCCACGGACGCCAAAGGCAGGACCGCGCUGCACGUGGCGUGCGCGGCUCAGCGCGCGGAGUGCGUGCGCGCAUUGCGCGCAGCCGGGCUGCUCAACGCGGAGGACGCGGAGGGGCGGACCCCUCUCUCCCUCGCGCAAAAACCUCCUGUCGUCAGCGCCAUGGAGGAGCCCAGUUGAGGAGCGCCACUCGCACGCCGCCAAACGAGCGGUGUCCCCUUCUCGCUCGUACGCGCGUGUACACCCGUGCGCGCGCACCGAAAGCCGCAGCGUUUCUGGGAGACUCGACCGGGGACACGCGGUGGUGAACGAGACAGGGACCCCCUGCGACGACCAUCAGCGCCUCCCACUUUUACAUAGCCAAGCCCACUCGGUCACUAUCCCAGUGCACACAGUGAGCCGAUUGGCUUUCUCACGUUGGUCAUAGGCCAAACUCACGCCACUGACAACCCCACCCACUAUUCAGAUAGCCCUGCGCUUUGCCCAUACCACCGCUCUCUGGAUAAGGCUAUCACAAUUUUAAGUCGGAACAAAUUCGGCCCUCCAUUUGUAGCAUGUGCAGACCUUUGUGAAUCCACUGCUGGUUGAGGGCCCCUCCCCACACCGUGAGGGCUGUGGGGGUUGUUCGGCUGUACUACGCGCUGCCGGUUAGUGUGGGUUGGAGGUGUGGAGCGCAUACAUGGGAAGCAUGGUUAAGUACAACAAUAGAUGUACACAAUAUAGCUCUGCAGCAGCUUCUGACAUGUUUUAUGAUUGGCGGUUGCCAUCCAAGUGGCCAACCCUGCUUAGCCUCGAGAUCUGACCAAAUCGGAUGCAUUCAGAAGUGAAUUGGUCAUCGGUGUGGUACUAAAGUUAUCUCAGAGAUUCCUCAUUCAUGAGAUGGAUGCCAUUUAAUUAUUCUACGUUGGGUAGAAUCUAUAGCUGCGUCAGAAAAAUGUGUUUGUAAAUAUCUAAUUUGAAAUAUAUUAACGUUGCAUAAUAUAGGAUAUAACAAGAAUAUGAUUUAAGGUGGGGGAGCAGGGGUAGAGUAUGAGACGUUUAAGUGGUACACAUUCGUGUCAUUGUCUUGGAUGUACAGGGGCAGACCUUUUAUCAGUGAACUGCUAGAUGGGCUCCUACACUCUGUAGGCCACGUGGGUUAUUGGAGGCAGGGAGCAUAGAUGUAGGAGCAUAGAAGUACAUUGCAACAAUGGCUUUUUGAGGCACUACCCUCUUGCCCACUCUGUGUUCCCGGAAAACCGCAGCCUCUUGUAACAAUUUCUGUAUAAAAUAAAGGCUGUGAGUGGA